AUGAGCCGCCAAUUCACCUGCAAGUCGGGAGCUGCUGCCAAGGGGGGCUUCAGUGGCUGCUCAGCUGUGCUCUCAGGGGGCAGCUCGUCCUCCUAUCAAGCGAUGCACAAAGGGCUCAGCUGGGGCUUUGGAAGCCGGAGCCUGUACAGCCUGGGGGGCGCCCGGAGCACCUCCUUCAACAUGGCCAGUGGCAGUAGACGGGCAGGGGUUUAUGGUUUUAGCCGAGGCCGGGCCAGCGGCUUUGCUGGCAGCAUGUUUGGCAGUGCGGCCCUGGGGCCUGUGUGCCCGACUGUGUGCCCUCCAGGGGGCAUCCACCAGGUCACCGUCAAUGAGAGCCUCCUGGCCCCGCUCACCGUGGAGCUGGACCCCGAGAUCCAGAAAGUUCGUGCGCAGGAGCGGGAGCAGAUCAAGGCACUGAACAACAAGUUCGCCUCCUUCAUCGACAAGGUGCGGUUCCUGGAGCAGCAGAACCAGGUGCUGGAGACCAAGUGGGCGCUGCUGCAGCAGCUGGACCUGAGCAACUGCAAGAACCACCUGGAGCCCAUCCUCGAGCGCUACAUCGGCAACCUGCGGAAGCAGCUGGAUGCGCUGUCCGGGGACAGGGUGAGGCUGGACUCGGAGCUGAGGAGCGUGCGGGACGUGGUGGAGGACUACAAGAAGAGGUAUGAGGAGGAAAUAAACAAGCGCACGGCUGCUGAGAAUGAAUUUGUGGUGCUUAAGAAGGACGUGGAUGCAGCUUACAUGAGCAAGGUGGAGCUGCAGGCCAAGGUGGACGCUCUGGACAGAGAAAUCAAAUUCUUUAAGUGCCUGUAUGAGGGGGAGAUCGCUCAGAUCCAGUCCCACAUCAGCGACACAUCUGUAAUCCUGUCCAUGGACAACAACCGGGACCUGGACCUGGACAGCAUCAUCGCCGGGGUCCGUGCCCAGUACGAGGAGAUCGCCCUGAAGAGCAAAGCUGAGGCUGAGGCGCUGUACCAGACCAAGUUCCAGGAGCUGCAGCUGGCAGCUGGCCGACAUGGGGAUGACCUCAAAUACACCACGAACGAGAUCUCAGAGCUGACUCGGCUCAUCCAAAGGCUGCGCUCGGAGAUUGAGAGUGAGAAGAAGCAGUGCUCCAACCUGGAGAUGGCCAUUGCCGAUGCUGAGCAGCGGGGCGACUGUGCCCUGAAAGACGCCCAGGUCAAGCUGGACGAGCUGGAGGCCGCCCUGCACCAGGGCAAGGAGGAGCUGGCCCGGAUGCUGCGUGAGUACCAGGAGCUGAUGAGCACCAAGCUGGCCCUGGACAUCGAGAUCGCCACCUACCGCAAGCUGCUGGAGGGCGAGGAGUGCCGGAUGUCUGGAGAAUACACCAAUUCUGUGAGCAUCUCAGUCAUCAGCAGCUCCACGGCCGGGACCGCGGGUGCAGGAGCCGGCUUUGGGUACAGCGGCGCCGGCGCCUAUGGCUACUGGCCCAGCUCUGUUGGCGGGGCCUGCGGCAUCACACCUGCGGGCUGUGUCACUGGCAGUGGGAACUGCAGCCCCCGUGGGGAGGCCAGAAGCAGGCUGCUGAGUGCAAAUGAAUUCAAGGACCCACCAGGAAAGACCCCAGCUCUGAGCUCACCCACCAAGAAAACCACAAGAUAGAGUGAAGCAGUCGUCUGGGCACCUUGCUCUGGUUUCUCCUGAACCCUCUUUUCCAAGAAAUUCCUCUGUCACGCAUGUUACCGUCAUCUCCUUGCUUUCCUUUGCCCUGACAUUUCCUCUCUUUGCAACUCCCUGCCUUAGUCUUUCUUCAUC
Messenger RNA from Camelus dromedarius (Arabian camel), 1776 nucleotides. Its product is annotated as keratin, type II cytoskeletal 73. Gene Ontology annotation, cellular component: keratin filament. The coding region runs from base 1 to 1623 and encodes 540 amino acids. NCBI's taxonomy places the organism in Eukaryota, Metazoa, Chordata, Mammalia, Artiodactyla, Camelidae. The transcript is spliced from 9 exons. Gene Ontology annotation, molecular function: structural constituent of skin epidermis. The record is from RefSeq and is a predicted model, not a curated record. Gene Ontology annotation, biological process: intermediate filament organization; keratinization.